GAAGAAGAGGAAGACGAGGAUAGAUCGGUGGAUGGAAAUGGUGUUUCGAAGAAGUGCCGUUCCAGUGUUCGUAACGAUGUAGCAAAGACAGUGAUAAAUGAGGAGAGCUGUAACAGUAAUAGUAGUAGUAAUAAUAGUGGUAGCAGUGGUGCUGAGGGUGCUACGAUGACCAGUGGUGGUAGCGCGUCUCGUGGUGACAAAACCACCUCCUCGGCCGACGGUCGACGAUCGAGGUCCGUGUUUCACGAGUCGAACGGGCCGAACUAUCGUGUGGACGAUGCGGAUGACGAUGAGGACUUUGAGGACGCGGACGCGUUACAGAAAGUGAAUCGUCUCGGAUGCGAUAACGGUGGGAUCGAGAGAGGUGUCGACGACGAGGACGCCGCUCGAAAGACGGACGACAUUGCUAGUGAUGAUAGUAGUGUUGGUAGUGGUAGUAGUGGUAGUAGUGGUGGUGCUGCUGCCGCUGCCGCUGUUUCUGCUUCUGGUGCCGCUGGUGUUACCGGGAACGGCAUGGCUGCAGUCAGGCAUCAGGGCAGUCCUUUCAAAGGACAGGUUAGGACUGCCGAGGACACCCUCGUCGGCCCUUACGGCAAGAAGCGGUGCGCGGAUCGAUACGACAGCUCCGAGAGUUCUGACAGUGGCGUCGCCGUAUCCUGUGGGGAGUGCAGCAGUAGCGGUACCAGCGACAUCACGGAGCCGGGUUCUCCGUGUAGCACGAGCAGCGACGAAGGGGUAGCGAUACGUGGCGCGUCCGCCAGUCCACUUCCGUCCCUACCCAAGCUGGCGCCGUCCUCGCAGAUCAGUACCAGGCCCCAGUGGCCCUGGACCCCGCCGCUGGCGGCCACCGCCUGCUCGACCUACAAGAGGCUCAAAGGCGAGCCCGAGGCUGGCGCCGUCCCGAGGUCCGGGGCCGCGGACCCAACUUUCAGGGGCACUAGCAAAAUCAACAACGGCAAACCGAACGUCGUUCAUCAUCAUCACGAGUCCCAGGGGAAGAUCACCGAGUAUUUCAAAACUCAAAUCAAACCUCAGCAACCCAAGGCGAAGAAGAACAGCGAGACGAUGUCGGUUUUAGUUGCGAAGAGUUCGUCGGAGUUCAGGAGGCCACCCACGGUGCAGAGGAACAAGGGUGGACUGGCAAAGUACCUGGGUACCGUUUUGCCGAACGGCCGGAAUACCACCUCGACCAACGACUGGGAAGUGAGAACCAUGACGAUGUCCCCACCGCCUACUGAGAAAUCACUGCCGGUAAUAGUGCCUAGGGUCAAUGGUAAGAUGGACAAGAAGUUUCCUAAGCCGGUGCCCAGUCUACCCAUCUCUAACGACGUGCUAAAAAACAUACCGAGCUGCAAGAUCUCGUCUCUCAGGUUAACGUCCGAGAUCGGCUCGAACGCGAAAAACGUUUCGCCGCCCUUGACGCCGGCUGCUGCCGUGACCACCGAGACGACCACCCUCGACUUCAAGGGCUGCAUCCUCUCGAAGCCGCACGUGAACGAGAACAACAACCUGACGAACGGCUGCGGAAACAUCUUGGGCUCGUUGAGGUCGCAGAGCAUCCAGGAUCCGCUGUCGAGGCUGUCGGUACCGGAGGACACCCAGACCAAGGUCACCCAGGCGAGCCCCGCCGACGAAGACGAGGAAGAGGAAGAGGACUCGAGGAGCAGCGAGUCGAAACCACCGUUGUCGCCGAUACUCUCUGCCCCGACCACCAUACGAUUUCCAGCCCGAAAACCGGAGAAAGACCGACAACAAACGACAGACAGCGGAGUCUGUCGGUGGGACAAAUGCGAGGAGAGCUUCGAAUCCAGCGGAUGGCUCCUAGAACACUUACAGGCGGCACACAUCAACACGCAAACGGGCGGUGACAAUUUUGUCUGCCAGUGGCAAGGGUGCAAGGUGCAAGGGAGGAGUUCCUGUUCGCGGAGAUGGCUGGAACGGCACGUGUUAUCCCACGGCGGCAACAAGCCCUUUCGGUGCAUCGUCGACGGCUGCGGCAGCAGAUUCAGCUCUCAGACCGCUUUGGAAAGGCACGUGAACGGGCACUUCAAUCAGCCUGAAACCAGCAACAACAAUGCUCGACGGAGCUGCGAGAGCGGUGGAAAGCUUGUCAGAAGAAACGGCAAACGGCUCAGAUAUAGGCGACAACCUUGGUCCGCGAGGCUGUUCGACUACAUUGACUCGGGAGUGAUGGAAGGUCUCCAGCACAGGUUACUGGAACUGGCGAAGUCGAGAACGCAAGGUCGUCUUGCCGAGACACCAGGAAACUCAAUGGCCCUAACUAGUCAAGUAUUAGCUCGAAGAGUAGAAUUGGAUGGGAGGACGAAAGUAUUGCUUCGGUGGUAUCCUGCGGAUAUCGAGCCAGACGAGUGGGUACUCGAGUCCGAAGUUCAGAGCACGAAGAACGUAGAGAUCCGCAAAGUUGCGGCCGCAAAUCCGGAAGAGGUGAGCCUGGCCCUGUACUCGGCGAUAAACGGCGGCACGCCGUCGAUGACGCGGGUGAAGCAGCGCCGGAAACCGGUCAAGAACUCGUGAUAAUGCCAAUCGCGAUGAUCGAGGACAAACGUGACGAAGCAGCGACGACUAAGCCAGAAUUAAGGACGAGUCCUGUAUCAGGACGAUUGUGCUUCCUGGUAUGUAUAGGGAGGAGCCUGGCAAGGGAACAGGAACCCGAACGUGUCUAGAGGAGAACCAGAGUUGGACGUGUUCCGUGUUGAGAGAAAGAGGGAGAGAAACGGGCGGAGCGAAUGGCGCGAGCAAUCGGAGAGAGCGGACGAGCCCAAGACGAACAGAAUCGAUGUUGGAGAAAAAAUCAGACACGGACGAGAAUAAGAGUCUGUAACGAGCUUCAAAGAGUUCGCAUGUUACGGAUCGGGUUGGAACGAAAUCGAUGAAGGAAUAAACGACGGCAAGCAUCGAAGAUGUAGCGAAGAGCAUCCGAGACGAAAGGAGGAGUAAAUACAUUCUAAUUUAUUUAGCCUAAAUCCAUCGAUCGUUAGGUAAAUAUAUAGUAGUCGUGGGAUAGCGAUGAAAAGAAUAUUCUUGUUGCCUAUCGAUAUAUACUAAAUAUCUCCAAACGUUUGGGGUCGAUUCCUGCCACGAGUGCCUGGUUCUUCAGUGCCGGCACUCGUCGGACUCGGAAGAGCUGGGCUUGGGCCUCAAAAGUGCCUCACUGUGGAUGAUACGUUUUAUAUCGUUGAUCGCCGUGCAAGACCAAUGAUAGACGGCGAAGUUGAAUUUAAUAUGGUAUGAAAAAGAAAAUACAAAAAAAGUAACAAUAACGCAACACUACGACGGAGAUUUUACGCGACGAGUACGCGAAGAAACUAUAAAAAAAAAGAAAAAAAAAUGGGGAGAAGAAAAGCGAACAAACUGUUAAACGUUAGUUUACGAUUGUAAGGAGAUAAUCACUCUGGUGGCCUUAGGAAUCAAUUAAUAUCUAGCAACGGCCCCUUGGCGCUUCCGGGCCCUGUUUAAGUACCCCGUGACAGAAGCUAAAAGAAUAAGAGGCGAAGAAGGGAGGCGUGAAACGCCAAUUUCUUCGACUCAUCCUCGACCCUCGACCAACUUACAGAAGGAGAUGCAUCUACCUCGAUCUUCAGCUCGGUAGAAAUGUCUGCUGGCCAUUGUCGUGCGACAGGGGAAAGAUAAGAAGAGGAGGAACAAGGAGAAUUAAAGCGAGGGGGCAGACAAGGAAAAAAUAACGAUAGACGGAGAGUACAUCGUUUAAAGACAGGCGUAAGAAGCGUAUUUAAGCUCGUCGGAUACUGUUUAGCGAAAUAAUAGCAAUAGUCUCGGCAAGAACGUUUAACGGAGAACGACAGUCGGACGACUCGCACGCCAACGAGAUUUCUAUCGAGGUUUAACCGUUUAACCUUUUUGAGAAAAAGGACGAUGUACAAAAUGGAGAGUAAAAGCAAAGAAAAAUAAGAAUUCAUUCUCUCGUGAUACGCUGAUCGGGCCCGCUCCCGAAGCGUGUCCGAUGUCUCGCCUUACUUCCAUAGUCGCCUAUUUUUAUCAUCAUGCCGGGGUUACGUGCAGCAUGUUAUAAUGCAAACCUGUCGCUGCGUAGCGAACCAAAAAAUCGAGAAAUUCUUUCUAUUUCCAUUUUACCCCUCUCGUUCUUAUCUUUCGAGUCGGCAACGAGAUCUCAUCACCGAAGCAGGAAUCUCCAAAUUCAGUUUUUAACCAUCGACAGCAAUCAUCUUUCGUCGUUUCAUAAAGUUACCGAAGAUUCACUUAGACGGUCUCAGUUCCAAGUAUCCGCGUGAACGUUAUACUCGCUCGAUUGGAUACAGAAGAGGGGAACCUUAACGCGUUGGAAAACGAACCGAGACUUUGUAUGCCACAACAUAGGCGUGACACCGUUUGAGCGCCGUUGAACGAAUCACCACUAGUCGGAGAUGCCUGCGUUGAAACAACAUAGAUCCGGAAAACGAAGCUGAUUCAGUUUGACCGACGUUAGGCAGCGAGAGCGAAUGCAUUGUGCUGUACUAUUUGUAAACGGGGUGCUGUUACUCUGUACAGGGGGAUAAAAACACGAUGGCUGUGUUACAUUUUCCAUGGAGUUCGCUAAAAUGGUUAGGGGAUGUACAUGAAGAGAACGUAACGGAGGAGGAGAAGAAGAUGGAGGAAGACUCGCGGCGAGAAGACCGUAAUGUGUCGAAUCGCUAUUUUGAUAGAUGUAUGUAGAUAGACCGAGAUCGUAGAAAUAUAUUUCUCGUAUCGCCGGAUACUUCUGACAUUGUGGAAUGUGAUUGCGCACGUGUACACAUAUAUAUGUAGUGGAUAAAAAAAAAAGAAUACUUGUAAAUUAAGAGAAGCGAAGUGAAAGGGGUUGAAAAUACGUGUCGAUGGACGUGUUGUGUAGUUAGAACAGGGAUGCACGGGGUUUGAAUGUGUACAGACAAGACCGAGAUAGGGUUGUAGCGUACACACAGGUAGUCGAGUGUGCGGGAGAGAUAACUUGGAACACACACACACGGACGUAGACACACCUACACACACCAGCUAAAAAACACUGCCAAUACGAUUGUAAUUAAGAACUCUAGGCUAAUUGAUCGAUUAAUUAUUCUUACUAUUAUUAUUACGAUUAAACGUGUAAUCCGAUAGAUCUCUAGUUGCCGCGGAUGUAUAAGAGG
This is a messenger RNA of Dufourea novaeangliae, 5141 nucleotides long. RefSeq lists its product as uncharacterized. Gene Ontology annotation, cellular component: ESC/E(Z) complex. The record is from RefSeq and is a predicted model, not a curated record. The transcript has 9 exons. NCBI's taxonomy places the organism in Eukaryota, Metazoa, Arthropoda, Insecta, Hymenoptera, Halictidae. The coding region runs from base 166 to 2535 and encodes 789 amino acids. Gene Ontology annotation, biological process: regulation of transcription by RNA polymerase II.